Molecule: messenger RNA, 1193 nt
Organism: Harmonia axyridis
Lineage: Eukaryota; Metazoa; Arthropoda; Insecta; Coleoptera; Coccinellidae
Product: serine/arginine-rich splicing factor 1A-like
Exons: 4
Coding region: 139-831 (230 amino acids)
Cellular component (GO): ribonucleoprotein complex; nucleus; cytoplasm
Molecular function (GO): mRNA binding
Source: RefSeq, a predicted model, not a curated record
UACCCUUUCCUUUCGUUGUUUCUGUUUGUAGUUAUCUAUAUCUAUGAUACCAGAAGCCUAACAUUAGCCAUUUUUCAUAUAAAAUUUUGUUAAUUUUCUAAGACAGGAAGCCUUAUAGUGUGAACUCAUCGUUUCAUAAUGAGUAGUGGUCGUAAUGAUUGUCGUAUAUAUGUGGGAAAUCUUCCACCAGAUAUUAGAAGCAAGGAUAUUCAAGAUCUCUUCUACAAAUUCGGCAAAGUUACGUUCGUUGAUCUCAAGAACAGACGAGGGCCUCCUUUUGCUUUCGUUGAAUUUGAAGACCCUAGGGAUGCCGAUGACGCUGUUCACGCUAGAGAUGGGUAUGAUUAUGACGGUUAUAGGCUAAGGGUUGAAUUCCCCAGAGGAGGUGGGCAUGGAGGAGGAUUCCGAGGUGGCAGAGGGGGAGGAGGAGGAGGAGAUCGUGGAAGAAGUUCCAGAGGACCACCAGCUAGAAGAUCCCAAUUUAGAGUACUUGUCACUGGCCUUCCUCCAUCUGGAUCUUGGCAAGAUUUGAAGGACCAUAUGAGAGAAGCUGGUGAUGUUUGCUUUGCAGACUCAUUCAAAGAUGGAUCAGGAGUUGUCGAAUUCUUAAGAUAUGAAGACAUGAAAUAUGCUAUAAAAAAACUUGAUGACUCUAGAUUCAGAUCACAUGAGGGGGAGGUUUCUUACAUUCGCGUGAAGGAAGAUAAAGGUGGAAGCGAUAGAAGGUCUGGUCCAAGGUCACGUAGUCGUUCUUACUCCCCAAAACGUCGAGGUUCUCCAACAUAUUCACCUGUGAAAAGGAGCUACUCUAGGAGCAGAUCUCGUUCUUAAAGGACUAUUUUUAUUUUUUAAAUUGAGAAGGAUAUUCUCCAUCAAUUUGCAGUGUAUGUAUAUUAGUGUUUGUUUUACAUUUCAAGUCGGUAAAUUCUUGAUUUGAAAAAGAAAUAUCUAAACCAGAACCAGAUAUCUGUAUAAUUAAAUUUAUUUCGAAACAAGAAAUCGAGAAUUUUCUUCUCAAAAUUUCAAAAUUUUGUUCAACAUUCCCUCAUGUAUUUUUUUUCUGUUAAUUUUCCUUUAAUAUUUAUCUACAAUGAUUACUAAUGAAUUUUUUCUAUAAUUAUGAAACUCGACAUUGGAAAAGGAAUAAAGGAGGAUCAUUGAAUUGGAUUAAAAUAAAUAUGACAUAAAAAGGA